AUGGAUGAACAAAUGUCCCUACCAGUCACGCCUUCACCCAUUGCCUCCCUGCAGCCUCGGUUGGAGCCGGAACCCAUCAGGGAACAAGUCACAACACCACCUGAGCAUAUUGUGGAGGAAGAACCUUCAUAUAUGGUUGAGGAGUCAAUUAAAGACUUUGGUCCUACUUUCGAAGGAUCAGAUAAAGAACAAGGACCUAGCUAUUCGGAAAGGUAUGUCCACGAAGUUUAG
Strongylus vulgaris is the source of this 231-nucleotide messenger RNA. Lineage: Eukaryota; Metazoa; Nematoda; Chromadorea; Rhabditida; Strongylidae. The record is from the annotation of a GenBank genome assembly.